AUGGCAAGUUUUGAAAGCACUGAAGAGAUGCAAGAAAUGGAUCAGAGAAAUGGGACACCACAAGAACAAUUGUCUAACAUCAGAAAACAAGCUGUUGGAUGUGUUGAGAUAUUCCGCUUUGCUGAUGGGCUGGACAUCACCCUCAUGAUCCUGGGGGGACUCGCAUCACUGGUCAACGGGGCCUGUCUUCCUCUGAUGUCGCUGGUUUUAGGAGAAGUGAGUGAUCACCUUGUUAGUGGAUGUCUAGUCCAAACCAAUGCAACAAAUUAUCAGAACUGUACUAAGUCUCAAGAGAAGCUGAAUGAAGAUAUGAUUGUGUUGACACUGUAUUAUGUUGGCAUAGGAGGCUCUGCCUUGAUUUUUGGCUACAUGCAGAUUUCCUUUUGGGUUAUGACAGCAGCACGACAGACCAAGAGAAUUCGCCAGCAGUUUUUUCACUCUGUUCUGGCACAAGACAUCAGCUGGUUUGAUGGCUGUGACAUCGGCGAAUUGAACACUCGCAUAACAGAAGACAUCAGCAAAAUCAGCGACGGUAUUGGAGACAAGCUCGCUCUACUGUUUCAAAACAUGUCUACUUUUUCCAUUGGCCUGGCAGUUGGCUUGGUGAAGGGCUGGAAGCUCACUCUGGUGACCCUGUCCACAUCUCCUCUCAUUAUGGCUUCUGCAGCAGCGUGUUCCAGGGUAAUCAUCUCACUGACCAGUAAGGAAUUAAAUGCCUACUCCAAAGCCGGGUCUGUUGCAGAGGAAGUCCUGGCAUCAAUACGAACUGUCAUAGCCUUUGGAGCCCAGGAGAAAGAGAUUCAAAGGUAUACAAACAAUCUAAGAGACGCAAAGGAUGUGGGCAUAAAAAAGGCCAUAGCUUCUAAACUGUCUCUUGGUGCUGUGUACUUCUUCAUGAAUGGAACCUACGGACUUGCCUUCUGGUAUGGGACUUCUCUGAUCCUUAGUGGAGAACCUGGUUACACCAUCGGGACUGUUCUUGCUGUGUUCUUUAGUGUGAUCCACAGCAGUUACUGCAUAGGAGCAGCAGCCCCCCACUUUGAAACUUUCACUGUAGCCCGAGGAGCAGCCUUUACUAUCUUCCAGCUUAUUGAUAAGAAACCCAGUAUAGAUAACUUUUCAACAACUGGAUAUAAACCUGAGUGUAUAGAAGGCACUGUGGAAUUUAAAAAUGUCUCUUUCAAUUAUCCAUCAAGAGCAUCUGUCAAGGUUCUGAGAGGUCUGAAUCUCAAAAUUCGGUCUGGAGAGACGGUCGCCUUGGUUGGCCCCAGCGGCAGUGGGAAGAGCACAGCAGUCCAGCUCCUGCAGAGGCUGUACGAUCCCACUGAGGGCUCUGUCACAGUGGACCAGCGGGACCUGCGCGCCAUGAACGUGCGGUGCUACCGCGAGCACGUCGGGGUGGUCAGCCAAGAGCCUGUCCUGUUCGGGGCCACCAUCAGCGCCAACAUCAAGUACGGACGAGACGGCGUGACCGACUUGGAGAUGGAGACGGCCGCGAAGGCAGCCCACGCUUACGAUUUCAUAAUGGAGCUUCCUCACAAAUUUAAUACCUUGGUAGGGGAAAAAGGAGCUCAGCUGAGCGGAGGGCAGAAACAGAGAAUCGCAAUCGCCCGCGCUUUAGUUCGAAACCCCAAGAUUCUGAUCUUGGAUGAGGCCACGUCUGCUCUGGAUACAGAGAGUGAAGCCGUCGUUCAAGCUGCGCUGGAGAAGGCAAGCAAAGGUCGGACUACAAUCGUGGUAGCUCACCGACUUUCCACUGUCCGAAGUGCAGAUCUGAUUGUGACCAUAAGGGAUGGGACGGUGGUGGAAAGUGGAACGCACGCUGACCUCAUGGCAAAGCAAGGGCUGUACUACGCACUUGCCAUGUCACAGGAUAUUAAAAAAGCUGACGAGCAGCUGGAGUCAAGGCCGUGUUCUUCGGGCAGAAAUGCCAGCCCAGCUCCUCUGUGCUCUACACAUAGCAUCAGGGCAGACAUUACCGAGAGCUCUGAGGACUCCACCCCUGAUAAACAGACAAGUCUUCCCGAAGUUUCUCUAUUAAAAAUUUUUAAAUUAAACAAAUCCGAAUGGCCUUUUGUGGUUCUGGGGACACUGGCUUCUGUUCUCAAUGGAACUGUUCAUCCCAUAUUUUCCAUCAUCUUUGCAAAAAUUAUAACUAUGUUCGAACAUGAUGACAAAACCGCGCUGAAGCAUGAUGCAGAAAUCUAUUCCAUGAUAUUUGUCAUAUUGGGUGUCGUUUGCUUUGUCAGUUAUUUCAUGCAGGGAUUAUUUUUUGGCAGAGCAGGGGAGAAUUUGACCUUGAGAUUACGACACUUGGCAUUUAAAGCUAUGUUGCAUCAGGAUAUUGCCUGGUUUGAUGAUAAGGAAAACAGCACGGGAGCCUUGACAACAAUACUUGCCACAGACAUAGCUCAAAUUCAAGGAGCAAUCGGCUCAAGGAUUGGUGUCUUCACACAAAGUGUAACUAACAUGGGACUGUCAGUUACCAUUUCCUUCCUGUACGGAUGGGAGAUGACACUCCUGAUUUUGAGUAUUGCUCCAGUACUAGCUGUGACGGGAAUGAUUGAAACAGCGGCGAUGACUGGCUUUGCCAACAAAGAUAAGCAAGAACUGAAACGUGCUGGAAAGAUAGCAACGGAAGCAGUGGAGAACAUACGUACUAUCAUAUCAUUGACAAGAGAGAAAGCCUUUGAACAUAUGUAUGAGGAGACGCUUCACACUCAACACAGAAACACCUUGAAGAAGGCACAGAUCAUAGGGAGCUGCUAUGCAUUCAGCCACGCCUUUGUAUACUUUGCCUACGCCGCAGGGUUUCGAUUUGGAGCCUAUUUAAUCCAAGUUGGACGAAUGACCCCAGAGGGCAUGUUCAUAGUCUUCACUGCAAUUGCCUAUGGCGCUAUGGUCAUUGGAGAAACACUUGUUUUGGCACCUGAAUAUUCCAAAGCCAAAUCUGGGGCUGCACAUCUGUUUGCCUUGUUGGAAAAGAAACCAACCAUAGACAGUUACAGUCAAGAAGGGAAGAAACCAGACACAUGUGAAGGGAACUUAGAGUUCCGGGACGUGUCUUUCCUCUACCCCUGUCGCCCAGAUGUCUCCAUCCUUCGUGGCUUGUCCCUCCGUGUCGAGAAAGGCAAGACCGUAGCCUUGGUGGGGAGCAGCGGCAGCGGAAAAAGCACUUCUGUUCAACUUCUGCAGAGAUUCUACGACCCUACAAGAGGACACGUGCUGCUGGAUGGCGUAGAUGCCAGAGAGCUGAACGUGCAGUGGCUCCGGUCCCAAAUAGCGAUCGUCUCCCAGGAGCCCGUGCUCUUCAAUCGCAGCAUAGCAGAGAACAUCGCCUAUGGCGAUCCCGGCCGCGCGGUGCCUUUGGAGGAGAUCAGAGAAGUCGCCCAGGCGGCCGACAUCCACUCUUUCAUUGAAGGCCUCCCUCAGAAAUACAACACACGCAUUGGGCGGAGAGGAACACAGCUUUCUGGAGGUCAGAGACAGAGAAUAGCCAUUGCAAGGGCUCUUCUCCGGAAACCAAAAGUUUUGCUGUUGGAUGAGGCCACCUCAGCCCUUGACAAUGAGAGCGAAAAGGUGGUCCAGCAUGCUCUCGAUAAAGCCAGGAGAGGCAGGACGUGUCUCGUGGUCGCGCACAGACUCUCCACAAUACAGAACGCAGAUUCCAUCGUGGUUCUGCACAACGGAAAAAUAAAGGAACAGGGAACUCAUGGAGAGCUCCUGAGAAAUCGAGACAUCUACUAUACAUUAGUCAAUGCGCAAUCAGUGCAGUGA
This is a messenger RNA of Lepus europaeus (European hare), 3777 nucleotides long. RefSeq names its product ATP binding cassette subfamily B member 5 (gene ABCB5). Bases 1 to 3777 code for a protein of 1258 amino acids. Gene Ontology annotation, biological process: transmembrane transport. Gene Ontology annotation, molecular function: ATP binding; ATP hydrolysis activity; ABC-type transporter activity. NCBI's taxonomy places the organism in Eukaryota, Metazoa, Chordata, Mammalia, Lagomorpha, Leporidae. Gene Ontology annotation, cellular component: membrane. The transcript has 27 exons. The record is from RefSeq and is a predicted model, not a curated record.